Molecule: messenger RNA, 278 nt
Organism: Linderina pennispora
Lineage: Eukaryota; Fungi; Kickxellomycota; Kickxellomycetes; Kickxellales; Kickxellaceae
Product: ribosomal 60S subunit protein L39
Exons: 3
Coding region: 1-201 (66 amino acids)
Biological process (GO): translation
Cellular component (GO): ribosome; cytosolic large ribosomal subunit
Molecular function (GO): structural constituent of ribosome
Source: RefSeq, a predicted model, not a curated record
AUGGAUGUCGCAGAGAUAUUUUCUGGUGCCGAUGACUAUGCUGGACUGCCCUCGCAGAAGACGUUCAACAUCAAGCGCAAGCUGGGAAAGAAGGCCAAGCAGAACCGGCCCAUCCCCACCUGGUUCCGCUUCAAGUCGGACACCACCAUCCGCUACAACGCCAAGCGUCGUCACUGGCGCCGCACCAAGCUGAACCUCUAAGCAGCGCGGAAAUUUCAUGGCUUCAAUAAAUUUCCAUUUGCAAGAUGGGCAAUAAAACAGCUGUUUGAAUACAAUAG